GAUUAUUGAAGUGAUUCAUGAUCAAUGCCAUGCUGACCAUGCGGUGCCUAUGAAGAAGUUAUUUGAUACGGACAACAAGGAAAAGGAAACUCAAAAAAGUGAGGUUGAUACGGCAGCUCUAGCAAGAAGAAUGCCGAAUAUAAAAGUGUUUAGUGGGACUUCCCAUCCAGAUUUGGCACAGAGGAUAGUCGAUCGGCUAGGAAUCGAUUUGGGAAAGGUCGUUACCAAAAAAUUUAGCAAUCUAGAAACAUGCGUGGAAAUUGGUGAAUCCGUUCGAGGGGAAGAUGUUUACAUAGUACAGUCGGGAUCUGGGGAAGUGAAUGAUAAUUUGAUGGAACUCCUCAUUAUGAUCAAUGCUUGUAAAAUCGCCUCCGCCAGUCGAGUAACUGCAGUCAUUCCAUGCUUUCCCUAUGCUCGCCAGGACAAAAAAGACAAGAAUGACAAAUCCGAAAAAGAACAAAAUGUGGAGAAGUGGAAAUCCAUUGAAUGGAAGUUCAGGAGCCGCGCCCCCAUCUCCGCCAAGCUGGUGGCCAACAUGCUAUCGGUGGCGGGCGCCGAUCACAUCAUCACCAUGGACCUGCACGCCUCGCAGAUCCAGGGCUUCUUCGACAUCCCGGUGGACAACCUGUACGCGGAGCCGGCCGUGCUGAAGUGGAUCAAGGAGAACAUCGCCGAAUGGCGGAACAGCAUCAUCGUGUCGCCUGACGCUGGUGGGGCAAAGCGGGUGACCUCUAUCGCCGACAGGCUGAACGUGGAGUUUGCGCUCAUCCACAAGGAGCGGCGGAAGGCGAACGAGGUCGCCUCCAUGGUCCUGGUGGGCGACGUCAAAGACAGAGUGGCCAUUUUGGUGGACGACAUGGCCGACACUUGCGGCACGAUCUGCCACGCGGCCGAGAAGCUGAUGGAGGCCGGUGCGACUAAGGUGUACGCCAUCUUGACGCACGGCAUCUUCUCCGGACCGGCCAUUUCGCGGAUAAACAACGCUUGCUUCGAGGCCGUGGUCGUCACCAACACCAUUCCGCAGGACAGGCAUAUGAAGGACUGCUCAAAAGUUCAGUGCAUUGAUGUUUCCAUGAUGUUUGCAGAAGCCGUGAGGAGAACUCACAAUGGCGAAUCCGUGUCAUACUUGUUUUCAAAUGUACCUUAUUGAGAUACGAUCUGAAUUUAUAAUAUUAAACCUGUAAUGACAAGUAAUAACAUAAUUGGUUAGUUACCUAUAAUUUUUAAUAAAAUUAUAUUCAACACC
Molecule: messenger RNA, 1246 nt
Organism: Phaedon cochleariae (mustard beetle)
Lineage: Eukaryota; Metazoa; Arthropoda; Insecta; Coleoptera; Chrysomelidae
Source: the annotation of a GenBank genome assembly